Molecule: messenger RNA, 642 nt
Organism: Kwoniella mangroviensis CBS 8507
Lineage: Eukaryota; Fungi; Basidiomycota; Tremellomycetes; Tremellales; Cryptococcaceae
Exons: 3
Coding region: 1-642 (213 amino acids)
Source: RefSeq, a predicted model, not a curated record
AUGCCUAAGCCUUCAUCUUCAUCUUUGCGCAGUAAUGGUCAAAACGGUAAAUACACACCAACUAACUACGCCGCAACCAAAAAUGAAGUAGGGGUAUUCACAACCCCUGGAUACUCAGAGGAUAUCAAACCCUUGUGGAAAUUUAAGAAUGCAGAGGAAGCUGGGAAGAGCGCAGAGGGGAUUUGGAAGCUGUUCGAGGGGUAUAGGGAUAAGAAUGAUUUCGUAGGCAUGGACAUCUGUCGUAAAUUCAUUCAAAUGGGUCGAACUCGCUCACUCCGCUAUGCAUUAAGACCAGGAGGAAGGAAAUAUGAUCCUUCGACAGGUAAAGAACGUAAGAGGACAGGAAAAGUGUACGAUCAAGGUAAAUUGGACGGAGCGGAGAUAUAUGAGAAGUGGUUAGGGAAGUGUUGGGAUAAUAUGGUUUACCGAAAGGCUUGGGAAAGCUGGAGAGAGGGAAAGGAACUGAGUGAGGCUGUGGAUGGUGACGAUGUCAAGGAUCAGUCGGUCGUGAGAGUAGCACAGGGGGAGGGAGAUGAGAAAGAUCACAAGGAGACGAAAAAACGGAAAAGACCCGUAAAAGAUGAGCCUGUGGUGAAAGUGAAAGAUCAUUCUGGGCCAAAGAAGAGAACCAAGAAAUCGUAG